UCGUCGCGAGAGCAUCGUCGAACGGCGCGAGCCUUGUCGCUCUUUUUUUCCCCUUCGCGGCAGUCUUUGUAUCUUCCGCACACAUACAUACAUUUAUAUACAUUUAUAUAUAUCUAUCUUGGUAACCUACUGACAAUAGAAGACCAGAGGAGAAGAUAAAGAAUCACAAGGGCCGAGUGAUAGGACAUUAUAGACGAAAGAUAAUUCAAGUUAAAAUUAUCAGAGACAACAUAUAUAUAAAUUGAGCAUUUGUGCGAUUGAGCCAAUCAGCGAUUAUCGAAGGGCAGCUAAGGCAAGUGCCGCCUAAGUGAAGGGGCAGGGGACGUGCCAACGAGCGAGUGAGCCAAAGAGAGGGACAGUAACUGCGUAAAGGACAAGGACAGAGGAGAGGGGGCAGCAGUUACUGCACGAUAUACAACACCCCCCGAUGACGAACUCCGCAAGAGGGGAUACAAGUUGGUGUAUUAGAGAAACGUGUGUGCGUUAGUAUAGGCCUCACACACCCGACAGUUUCAAAUCAGUUCAGGUCGAGCAGUUACGGAGUGAACACUGACCCGACCGGUCACUGCUUAAAUCGCUCCAUCCUCGAGUUUAAAUAAAUCUUAAGUGCUUUCGCUUACUGAGUUUUACUUCAACACUAUUGUGUCUAAUAUUUUCACCGGUUAUUUUUCAACACCAUCGCGUUGCAUUAUCGUGUCAACUUACAAAAAUAUAUAUAUAUUUAUAAUAUCAAAAGACGUGUUGCAGUCGCGCUCUUUAAAACGGUCAUCGUAAAAAUUAUUUCGCGACGCAUUCCACGGUCUACGAACCUGGAUUAGAUUGUGUGCUGUGUGUGCGCGUGUAUAUUUUUUACUUAACUACACACUGGUGCCAAAGACAAGCCGAGUAGCAGUCGGGUGCUUUAGAUGCUGAUGCGACUGUUGUAUAAGAGAGCUUUAGUAGUACGACGAACAGUGAGUAAAGAGAAAUAGAACACGCGGGUGAGAGGAAACGAUAAUCUUAUCGUAUAUGUGGUGUGUGUAGUGAGACGACGAUACUCGUCUGGUUUAUAUGAAACAAAAUAUUAUAAUUAUUUUAUUUUUCUUAGCAUCAGUGUACGAUAUCUUGGAUCCUCGCGAGUGUUACCUUCUCUAAAACUGGUGAUUUUUUUUGUUCAUAAUUAAAAGUGGUAUUUUUUAAGUGAAAAACAGACAACAAGUGCCGGUCGUUACUAAACCUGGUGAUUUUGUUUGUAUUUUUUAGUUGCUGGUACCGUUGGUGCACCUCGUGGUACAGCAAUAAUAUUGUUCCCGCGCUGACUUUCGAUUGGCUGUUGUAAGGGGACGCGCGGAAGAGGAAUCGGGAGUGCCGUUUUACGGGAGACUUUCCUCUCUUACUCCCCUAUAUACAAACCGCCUGGUGUCUGCUGUGGUGGGAGUUGUGUUCAUUCAUAAAAAACUCUUUAUUACUGUGAGCGCAUGUGCUAUUCUACUACGUGGAAAUAUUCUCUCAUCCCCCAGUUAUUCACUAUACUCUCUCUGUUACUUAAACUUGUGCGAUUAUCAAGUACAUCGUUGGUACUCGCGAGUAUUUAACAUUUGUAGUGAGAGUUGUCGACACUUGUGUUUAUCGGGUCUACCGCUACUGUUUAUUUUUUAAUUUUAUGAGUAAUUAUUGAAUUAAUUAUUGGUUGAUAAUUGUUCAGGACAAUGAAGAUGAAAAGCGACAGUGGAAAACCCGGCAAGCGGCCCUUGAGAGCCCUGACGAAUGAUGAAAAAGUCCUCGCUAUUCAACGAGUCCAUGACGGCGAGAGCAAAGCAUCUGUCGCCCGCGAUAUCGGAGUACCUGAGUCCACACUCCGUGGGUGGUGCAAAUCCGAGGAAAAAAUCCGUAGUCUAGCUCGUAACUCAUCGCCAUCUGACAAUGAGCGAAACUCGCCGCUGUCAGUGACCAGCAACCCAGCACCAGUUGCUCCAGUAAGCAGUUACUACAGUGAAGACAAUGGCCCAGCUGCCAAAAAACUUAAAACUGACCAUCAGUCAGCCAGAAUAUCGAGCUCUUCGUAUGGAAUAAAUGAAAAUCUUGAAAACAACGCGACAAGAAUGUCAAAUUUGACACAAACUGAGGCCGCGCAACUAGCAGCAGUCAUGGCUCGGUUGAAAGAAGAUCCCGCGAUGCUUUUGCAACUCCAAGGGAUGAGUUCGCCGUAUGUUUUAUCCCAUUAUGCCAACACCGUUUAUGAGUAUUCACUGCGGGAAGCUGCCAGACUAAAAAAUAACAACAACAAUAAUAAUAUUUCCGCAAGUCUUGUUGCAAAUGGUUUACAGUAUUCUCUUGGUAGUAAAAAUAAGAACAUCAGUGGAGUUGCUAAACCAAACGGUACUCAUGCCUUGAAUUAUGGACGCAGAAGUUUGCCAUUAUCUCUCGACGAUCCAACGACUUUGGCUCCAGUGUCACCGAGAAAAUCACCGGAACUGGGUCGCGAAUCGAAAAACAAAAUCAGAAAUCCUGCGCCCAAUAAUCAGGCCAGAAAUUACUCCAGCAAUUUCAAUAACAACAAUUUGAAUGCCAUCAACAACAACAGCAAUACCUUUAAUACUAACAACAAUAACAUCAUUACCGCCAACAACAACAACACUAUCCUCAACAACAACAGCAAUAGUUAUGGAUUGAAUGAUCAGAUAUUGAGGUACAAAAUUGCACAGCAGCAGCAACAGGCUUUGGAGAUCACACCAACUGCUGAAGCAAACUCGAAGAAUAUGAACCAACAGUUGCCGUUUUACGGUUGGUACCAGUCCAGCAUAAAUGAAAUGCAGCCUGCAGUGACGUCUGCACCAACGCCUGCUGAAGAUUCUACUCCAAUAACGACACCAACUUCGACGCUGGCCAAAAAGCCACUCAACAGCAAGAAUCGGGCAACUCUUGAUCAAAUAUUUUUCAACAACAGUGUAAAUGUUAUGUCAAGUAUCAAUGCCACAGCUGGUGGUGCUAAUGAGGACGCUGGCCACGAAUCCGCUCGCGACAGCGAUAAAGAAGACGACGAUGAAGAAAACAAACCCGAACCUGUUGGUAAGGCAGAAGCUAUUGAACACGCUAAGAAAUUUUUGUCGUAUCUUACGAAAAAUAUGAAUCCUAAUGUGACCUUGGUACAGAUUUUGCAAUUCCAAAAAUUACUUGUACAAGUCGAGAAUGCUGGCUCUAAAUUAACUCGAAAACAAGUCAGAAAAAACUCGACUGUUGUUAGACAUUCAUCCGCGGGAUUAGCAUUGUCAAUCAAUAGCGAAUAGAGUCACCGCAUUAUAACUUUAUUUUUUUUUUUUUUAUUUUGUAAAAUAUAUUUGGUAAAUUUAGUUUUUUUUUUUUUUUCGUGUGACUUUAAUCGUUUAUUCGAGCAUGUAAAUAUUUAAUCGGUAAUAAUUAAUUAAAUAAUUAAUUAAUAUAGCAAUCCAAUGAUAAAUUGUCAUUAGUAUUAAAAAUGUAAAUAUUUUAUUAUUUUUCAUUAUUUAUUUUGAAUUAUUUGUGCAAAUAUUUUCUUUGAUUAUCAUAUAUAAUUAAUAAGUAUGUAAAUAAUUAUUUACAUUUAUUUUAUUUUAUUAUUUGAUCUAUUAUUAUUAUUAUUAUUAUUAUUAUUAUUAUUAUUAUUAUUAUUAUUAUUGAUUGCUAGGAUUUAUAAUAUCAUGUCAAUGAUAUAGUUUUUUUUUACCUCAUUUAAAAUGUAAAUAGAAUCAUACCAAAUUAACUGUACAAUCAUAAGUAAUUUUAAAUGAAAAAAAUUUAGCGGUUAAUUGAAUAGUUAAUUUAUGUAAAUAAUAGUGAUAACAAAGAUUUAAAAAAAGAACGAGAAAAAAAUAUAAUGAUUUUAAAAGUUUUAUAAAUUUAUAUAAAUCUAAAUUAAAAUAGUAAUUUAUCGAUUAUUAUUUAUAUUUUAUUUUCUCAUUCUUUUUCAAGUUUAUCAAUCGCGACGGUUGUCUGUAAAGGUUGUUUUAAUUUUCAUUACUUUUCGAUUAUUAUUUUAUUAGUUUAAUUAAGGGAUUAAUACUCUGAUCUAGUAUCCGAUCGGGAAACUGGCUUCGAUCUCUCACGUUUACUUAAUUUUAGUAAAUAGAUAUGCACCUGCAUGGAGGAGACGGACACUGGUUUCCUGAUCUGGUGCAAGUUAUUGUACUUUGCAAAAAAAAAUUUAUAAAAUUUAAAAAAAAUUAAAAAAUUAAGAAAAAAAUUUAAAAAUUAAAAAAAAAAUUUAAAAAUUAAAAAAAAAAUUGGUCCAAAGCAUCAUAUCAAUAGUAUUUAAAUGAUCGUCGUGAUACUGAUCUCGAUUUCUCGUUUGAUUAAAGUAACAUGGCUGUAUAGUAGUAAAUACAUGAGAUGCGACUAGUUUAAACACUCACAUACGUCAAGCACACGAUUAAAUAUUCAGGUGUUACGUAUACCUGAUCAGGGAACUUGCUGGUCUCACAGGUGGUUAAGAUCACGUUUACUAAAUUUUAAUAAAUAAAUAUGCAACUGCUCUGGGGGAUCGGACACUAGUUUUUUGGUCGGGUCGGGGGUGUUUACUUUACAAAAAAAAUAUAUAAAAUUACUCUAUAAACAUGAAUUAGUAAAUAUUCAUUGACUUCACUGACUCAUGUUCAGAGAGUAAAAAAAUAUUUUUUUGAACCAAAAUUAUGAAUUAAAAAAAAAAAAUUUGCUCCAAAGCAUCAUAUCAAUAGUAUUUGAAUAACCGUCGUGA
This is a messenger RNA of Microplitis demolitor, 4708 nucleotides long. RefSeq names its product GATA zinc finger domain-containing protein 11 (gene dan). The transcript has a single exon. The record is from RefSeq and is a predicted model, not a curated record. Lineage: Eukaryota; Metazoa; Arthropoda; Insecta; Hymenoptera; Braconidae. Bases 1689 to 3266 code for a protein of 525 amino acids. Gene Ontology annotation, molecular function: DNA binding.